Humulus lupulus (European hop) is the source of this 1561-nucleotide messenger RNA. RefSeq names its product omega-amidase, chloroplastic. The transcript is spliced from 11 exons. Gene Ontology annotation, molecular function: omega-amidase activity. The coding region runs from base 64 to 1203 and encodes 379 amino acids. Gene Ontology annotation, biological process: L-glutamine metabolic process; oxaloacetate metabolic process. The record is from RefSeq and is a predicted model, not a curated record. Gene Ontology annotation, cellular component: mitochondrion. Lineage: Eukaryota; Viridiplantae; Streptophyta; Magnoliopsida; Rosales; Cannabaceae.
UAGUAAAGUUUAUCCAAAGUCCAAGUUCAUAGCAAAUCAGAGAAGAGUUACAGCUAAAGCGAAAUGAAAGCAGCAAUUUCAUCUUUGACAAUCUCCAAAAAUCUCAACUUCCACCACCACUCUGCAACUACUCUCUCUCGCUCUUCUCUGCUCAACCCAAAACCACUCUCUCCCACACCUUCCUUCCUCGCUCCCAAACCCACCACCACCAAAGACCUCCACACUCGUAUCAAUUUCACUACAAAGUUCCCUUUUCGCACCAAAACUUUCUCUUCUCCAAUGGCCUGCUCUUACAAGCCCGAACAGGCCCGAGCCCCGCCGGCUCUUCCCUUGCCCGUUCCUCCUGUCACCAAGUUCAAGAUCGGACUUUGUCAAUUAUCGGUGACCCCUGAUAAGGAGAGGAACAUUGCUCAUGCUCGUAAGGCGAUUGAGGAGGCUGCUGGAAAGGGUGCUCAGCUCGUUCUACUUCCAGAAAUAUGGAACAGUCCUUAUUCAAAUGAUUGCUUCCCUGUUUAUGCUGAAGACAUUGAUGCGGGCGGUGAUGCAUCUCCAUCAACAGCCAUGCUUUCAGCAGCUGCUCGGCUUUUGAAGAUCACCAUAGUUGGUGGGUCUAUACCAGAGCGUUCAGGAGAUAAAUUGUACAAUGCUUGUUGUGUCUUUGGUACUGAUGGAAAGCUCUUAGCUAAACACAGGAAGAUACACCUUUUUGAUAUUGACAUUCCUGGGAAGAUUACUUUUAUUGAAUCGAAGACUCUAACUGCUGGCCAGAGUCCUACAAUUGUGGACACAGAUGUGGGAAGAAUCGGUAUAGGUAUAUGUUAUGAUCUUCGGUUCCAGGAACUAGCAAUGAUUUAUGCAGCAAGAGGUGCUCACUUGCUAUGCUAUCCUGGGGCUUUCAACAUGACUACCGGACCUUUGCAUUGGGAAUUACUACAGAGAGCGAGGGCUGUAGAUAAUCAGUUGUAUGUAGCGACUUGUUCUCCUGCUAGAGAUACUGGAUCUGGGUAUGUAGCUUGGGGCCACUCUACUCUCGUCGGACCAUUUGGAGAAGUUCUGGCUACUACAGAGCACGAAGAGACGAUAAUCAUCGCAGAGAUUGAUUACUCCAUUGUUGAGCUUCGAAGGACAAACCUCCCAUUACAGAAGCAGCGGCGAGGGGAUCUUUACCAGUUGGCAGAUGUUCAAAGAUUGAACUCUGAAUGAAUGAACCCGAGACCGGUUUGGACAAAGGGGUUUAUCCAAAAAAGGUUUGGAAGGAAUUGGCUAGAACGGUUUGUCUGAAACAAGGAUUGCUCCCACCAUAUGCCAUUAAAGGAUGUUCCAAUUGUUUGUUUGAAGGUGUUUUUUUUCUUACUUGAACGACAGCAGAUUAUAACCAAUAAACUACAUGUCGUUUUUUGAUUCUACAAAAACGACAUCGGCUGCUGAGAAAAACGACAACAUGUAGUUUAUAAAUAAAUUGUUGUUAAAAACUUCAGACAAAACUAAAGUGUCGUUUCUUUGGGACCAUCCAUUUGUUGCUAAUUGCAAAUGACAUAAAUAUUACUAUAUUAGUUUGAUA